UAUAGUUUUAUUAUCGUGUUUUUGUGUUCUUCACUUUUGCAAUCAUGAGUGAAUUGAGACACCGUCGUGAAGGCGACGGUAACGAGAAGGCAGAAACUGCUGGAGAAUCGGAUCAUGUGGAUUCAGAAGAAGAGAAAGUACUAGAAGAGAAAUAUGUGGACGAAAUGGCGAAAAAUUUGCCACAAGGCACGGAUAAAACACCUGAAAUUCUCGAUUCAGCGCUGUCCGGCUUAUCUACGAGAUGGAGGAACUGGGUGAUUCGAGGAAUCUUCACCUGGUUGAUGAUUGCUGCGUUUUGCCUGUUGAUCUAUGGAGGACCAUUGGCUUUGAUGAUCACUGUAUUAUGCGUUCAAGUGAAAUGUUUCGAGGAGAUCAUCAAUAUUGGAUACGCCGUCUACCGGAUCCAUGGUCUGCCGUGGUUCCGCUCGCUCUCCUGGUAUUUCCUGCUUACAUCCAACUACUUCUUCUACGGCGAGAACUUGAUUGACUACUUUGGUGUCGUUAUCAAUAGAACGGACUACCUCCGUUUUCUGGUGACAUACCAUCGCUUCAUAUCGUUCUGCCUGUACUGCGUCGGGUUCGUCUGGUUUGUCCUGUCCCUCGUGAAGAGAUACUACAUGCGACAGUUCAGUCUGUUCGCGUGGACUCACGUGGCUCUGUUGAUCGUCGUCACCCAGAGCUAUCUCAUCAUCCAGAACAUAUUCGAAGGUUUAAUUUGGUUCAUCGUGCCAGUCUCCAUGAUAAUUUGUAACGAUGUUAUGGCCUACGUGUUUGGUUUCUUCUUCGGAAAAACUCCACUGAUCAAGCUGAGCCCUAAGAAGACCUGGGAGGGUUUCAUUGGAGGCGGCUUCUCUACUGUUGUAUUUGGUCUUGUUUUGUCCUACCUGAUGUCACAAUAUCCGUACCUGGUGUGCCCUAUCGAGUAUUCGGAGUCCCUCGGCCGCAUGACCAUGGACUGCGAGCCCUCGCUGCUGUUCCGUCUCCAGGAGUACACGCCGCCGCAGUUCCUGCAGCCCGUGGUGAAAGUCUUCGGCUUGGAGAAACUGACCAUGUACCCGUUCAUGAUCCACUCGCUCGCCCUCAGCAUCUUCAGCUCUGUUAUUGGACCAUUUGGCGGCUUCUUUGCAUCUGGAUUCAAGCGGGCUUUUAAGAUCAAGGACUUUGGCGACGUGAUUCCUGGUCAUGGCGGUAUUAUGGAUCGUUUCGACUGUCAAUUCCUGAUGGCCACAUUCGUCAACGUGUACAUCACCAGUUUCAUAAGAACCGCCACGCCCCAAAAACUACUACAGCAGGUCUACAAUCUGAAACCAGAACAACAGUUGCAGCUAUUCUACGCCCUUAAGGAAUCUCUGGAGAACAGGAAUAUCCUCAACAUGGUACCUUAGACGCGACACCCGAACACAUAGUAAGUGAACUACUCGUAAACAAUCGACUACAUAAAUUGUGUGAGUUCACACUUGACUGAUAAACCGCAGCGACGAAUGAUUUCCUUAUGCGGUCAGUGCCAAGUAUAUAGAACCUCUCUUUUGUAAAUCCAGUUGUAUUUUUAGAUAGAUUUGACCAUUAGUGGACUAUUUAUGGGCGUUAUUACCUGAAUUAAGGACGAUAGAAGGGUAUUUAAUUAUGCACUUUAGUUAAUAUAUAUAAAUACAAAAUACAGGGUGUUUAUUGGAAUUGAGGAUUGGUGUACUUGCCAGUCAGAGUUUUUGGCCCGGCUUAGUUCGCUACUGGUGUUGCCAACGUCGUAUAAAAUUUACAAUAUUAUACAUGAUCUCUGAUUUUUUUAUGUUUUAUAUAAAUUGAUGUAACGCCGAGUGGGAAUGUGGUAUUGUGGAUAGCGUUUUGUCCGUCAAGUGUGGCGGUAUUCUAACGUAUUAUAUUUAUAACAUAUCUCUUGUGCAAUACUCGAGAAUAAAUGCACAUAUAUAUUUAACAUUUUAAACAUAGUUAUUUAUGUCACAUAAUAAAUUUAUAAUUCUAAAAACACAUUUUUAUUAGAAAUUACCGACUAUUCGUAUUAUUAUUUUGACAGUUAUCAACUUUGUAAUAAUUACUUUGAUUUAUUUGUAACUUAUAUGUAUUACGCUGGUCAUUUCUGUGUUGCCCUAGCUAAAAAUUAGUACUACAUAGUAUUAAAGUUGUUUAUGUUAAAUUGCCGUAGUUAUAUAAGAAAUUCCAUGUUAUUGUGCAAUGUUCUCGAGUAUUGCAUAUAAAAUCAAAUAAUAAGAUGUUCUAGUCUCAUUUAUGUAAAAUCAUUUGCCUUGAUAUAUUAUUAAUAUUGUGCAACGUCCCAUUAUGAAAUAUUUUACAUGUACCUCCUAGUUAUUGUUAUAAUAGAACAUAAAACUCAAGCCCACCAAAGAACUAAAUCAAGGCAAAUGAUAUGUACUGAUAUAGAUAAUAUGCUUUAUUAUCCCAUGAAACUAUCGAAAUAUGAAGUAAUUAGGAUUACAAUAUAGAUUAUAAACGUAUUAUAAUAGAAAAUUUACUAUUAAUAAGCUUAUUGCACGGAAAGUGGAGGCUGAAGAUGAACUGUCCGUGUGUAUGCUUUGAGGCGCCUAUUACACGAUGCAUUUUGCCAUGAGCGUUACUAAAGUUUGGAAAAUGGUUGGUAAUUGACAGAAAUUGUGCUGUAUUAUCAUACAUAACGAAAUUAAAGCUAAUAACAUUAAUAUCAGAGUUCAUUUUUAAGUAUCAACUAAAUAAAACAUACAUUCUGUUCUUGCCAAAGCAUGUAUUCUCGGCUAUAAAUCGUGUAUGUGGCGCCUUACAUUUAUGUUAUCUUAAAAAUAAUGUCCUAUUAAAAAUGUGUUAGAUGUAUAAUAAAACAAUUUAAAUGUAUAAAAAGUACAGCAUACAAUUAAAAUAUUUACGAACUUCUUGUCUCAUCCUUAGAAAAGUAAAGUUUUAAACUUAAGUUUUGCAAUUUUCUUUCAAAUUACGAAUAGCAACUCGGAAGAAAGAGACGAAGCAUUGCAAUAAAUA
Messenger RNA from Achroia grisella, 2985 nucleotides. RefSeq names its product phosphatidate cytidylyltransferase, photoreceptor-specific (gene Cds). The transcript is spliced from 10 exons. Gene Ontology annotation, cellular component: endoplasmic reticulum membrane. The record is from RefSeq and is a predicted model, not a curated record. Bases 45 to 1385 code for a protein of 446 amino acids. Gene Ontology annotation, molecular function: phosphatidate cytidylyltransferase activity. Lineage: Eukaryota; Metazoa; Arthropoda; Insecta; Lepidoptera; Pyralidae.